AGGCCGGGCACCAAGGCUAGACUUGCAGUGCAGCACCAUGGGUGGCCUGUCUGUGGUUUUCUGCCUUGGCUGGGCCCUGGUGCUGGUGGGCACCCACCCCUUGGGAUAUGGGGGCGAUGGCAACAAGAUGGUCGGCAGCUGGCAUCAUCUGGACUCAGAGCCUCCAGCCAACAACACUGAGUUACUGCGGCACUGUGAGGAUGUGGAAGGCUUUGACGCUGUCACAUUGGACGCGGCAGGCACCAUGCUCUUCUUCAAAGGCCUCUCUGUCUGGAAGGGGUUCACAGGCACCUCUGAGCCCAUCGAGGCCUCCUGGCCCGAGAUCCGAGGCCCCAUCGAUGCUGCCCUCCGGCUCCACUACCACAACCACCCAGACCGUCUUCACGACCAUGUUCUCCUCUUCCAGGGCAAGCGGCUCUGGGCGUACGGUGAGGGGCGGCUGCGGCCUGGUUACCCCCGGCUGAUCGAGGAGGAGUUCCCUGGCGUGCCGGCCGACCUGGACGCGGCGGUGGAGUGCCACCCAAAGGAAUGCCCCUCCGAGACGGUCCUGUUCUUCAAGGGCCCGAUGGUCUUCGCCUUCGACCUGAGGACGAAGGCGCUGAAGCAGCGUGCAUGGCCGGCCGUCUCCGGGUGCUCAGCAGCCGUGCGCUGGAUUGAGCGCUACUACUGCUUCCAAAGCAUCCACUUCCUGCGCUUCGAUCCAGUGCGGGGUGACGUGGCCGCCCACUAUCCACUGGAUGCCAGGGACUACUUCAUGAGCUGCCCUGGGAGAGGCCAUGGGAAGGAUACGCGGAAGAACGCCACGCUCUGGGGCAUCGCCCACGCCUGCAGUGGACGCCCUUUCCAGGCAUUCUCCUCUGAUGACUCUGGGCGGAUAUACGCCUUUCGUGGCGGCCAGUACUUCCGCGUCGACUCCGUGCGAGACGGCCUGCAUGCCUGGCCCCUGAACCACACCUGGCCGGCGCUGGAGGGGGAGGUGGACGCGGCGUUCAGCUGGGCGGACAAGCUCUACCUAAUCCAGGGCUCCGAGGUCACGAUCUAUAGGUCCGGCCAUGGCUACAGCCGCGUGGAGGGCUACCCCCGGUCCCUGUCGGAGGAGCUGGGCGUGUCCCAAGCAGACGCUGCCUUCACUUGCCCUCACUCCGGGGAGCUGUACAUCAUCCAAGGAAGCUAUCUCAGGCAGAUUGACCUGCAGCAGAGCCCUCGCCACCCAGGAGCAGCAUGGCUCCUUCCUCAUCCCCAUGUGGACAGCGCCAUGUGUACCACCAAGGGGGUGUACCUUUUCAUUGGAGCUGAGUUCUACCAGUACACAGACGUGGCCCAGCUCAGUACUGCCACUGUCGCCCCCCCAGCCCAGAACACUGCGGCCGUCUUUUUCCGGUGCUCCCUGCCAGGGGCUCCCCAGCAGCCUCCUGCCCAAGGACAGCACCUCCCCCAAGACAACACCCAAUAAAUCCCUUGCCUCAG
Candoia aspera is the source of this 1467-nucleotide messenger RNA. It is a transcript of the gene HPX, whose product is annotated as hemopexin. The coding region runs from base 38 to 1453 and encodes 471 amino acids. The record is from RefSeq and is a predicted model, not a curated record. The transcript is spliced from 10 exons. NCBI's taxonomy places the organism in Eukaryota, Metazoa, Chordata, Lepidosauria, Squamata, Candoiidae.